CCGUUCCUUUAAAGUCGGGAAGAGCAAAGGAGGGCGCGUGGAAACUCCGGCGCGUGACUUUGGGAAGCUGCGUCUUCUUCCCGCAUCUGAUUCACGGCUCCUCGCGUUCGGAAGUAGGGCAUCUUCCUGGGAGAACACUCGAGUGCUGCUUUCACGGGGGGGAAAAAAAGAAGCAACAAACAAACAAGGAAGAAGAGCAUCUUUUUCCCACGGGGGAAGACCGGAGCGCGCGUGAGAGAAAGAGAGAGCGACAGAAAGAGAGAGAGAGAGAGGAGGGGGGACACAGGGGCGCGCGCACCUGCCAGAAACGCGCCACAUGGAAAGAGUCUCGCGCAAAAGCGUCCGGAACAUUAAGUUUGGUGAACGUUCAAAGAAUGCCAGUGACUUUGAAGCUGUGAUGGACAGGAACCUGAGAUGGACAAGGGACUUGACUUACAACUGACACUGAAUUUGUAUCUCCGUUAUUAUUUUACCAACCAUUCCUUAUCUCAAAUACAAAUUCAGAUACCUCAUACACAAUGAUCGUGGCAAGUUUACCAGAUGCUCUCACGUGACUCCUGUUCUAUGCCAACAUCUCUUUCCUGUGAAUUUUACGACGGCCCUACUCUUGUUUCCUGGUUGGCGCUUGUCAUGCUGGCACGAGCCACUUUCUUCCUCCUUGUCCUCCUGCACAUGCUGGGGCAGGUUCGAGGCCAGUACGAGCUGUGCAAGUCACUCCUGACCACGGAUGAGGGCUCAGUGUGGGAGCAGCAUGCGUGCCAACCCAAGGCCCAGUCAAUGAAGGAGUUCAUGCGCAUACGUGUGGAACCACCAAGCAUCACGUGUGGCAACCCACCUGAGAAAUUCUGCACACUGGAGAACCCAUAUCUGUGCAGUGAUGAGUGUGACGCGUCCAACCCAGACCUGGCGCACCCACCCCAGUUAAUGCAGGACCGUGAGCGUGGUGGCCUUGUCACAUAUUGGCAGACCCAGACGUGGAUCCGCUACCCUGAGCCGUUGCUGGCCAACAUCACGCUGUCAUGGAACAAGAGCCUGGAGCUGACCGAUGACAUUGAGAUAACGUUUGAGUAUGGCCGCCCUACGGCGAUGGCGCUGGAGAAGUCGCUGGACCAUGGGAUCACAUGGCAGCCAUAUCAGUUCUAUGCCGAUGACUGCAUCGAGGUGUUUGGAAUGAUGCCACAACGGGCCCGUGACCUCACAGCAUCCAACGCAACACGAGUCAUCUGCACCGAACUCUAUUCUCGCUGGGUGGGUGCCAAAGGUGAUAAAGUGGUGCGCUUUGAGGCACGGACCCGCUUUACCAUCUUUGCUGGCCACCGGCUACGUGACAUGGACAGUCUGCGAGCUCGAUUUGAGAGUAAUAGGGGCCUGCGCGACUUCUUUACCUUCACUGACCUGCGUCUGCGUCUGCUUAAGCCAGCACUCGGAGGAACAUACGUGCAAAGGAGCAAUUUGUUGAAGUACUUCUACGCUAUCUCCAACAUAGAGGUGCCUGCCAGGUGUAAGUGUAACCUGCACGCUUCCCUGUGUGUGUUGGUGGACGGGAAUCUGCAGUGUGUGUGUGAGCACAACACCACAGGCCAGGACUGCCAGCGCUGCAAAAAAGGCUUCAAAGCCAAAAUCUGGAAAGCAGGAUCCUACCUGCCAAUUCCUAUCGGCACGCCUAACACAUGUGCUCAGACCGGUACUUCCCCUGGGUCUAACUGUGAGUGUCACGGCCACUCCAACCGCUGCAGUUACAUCGACUACCUGAACAUUGUCACGUGUGUGAGCUGUAAGCACAACACGCGGGGACAAAACUGCCAGCACUGCCGCAUGGGCUACUACAGGAAUUCCUCUGUCGAACUGGAUGACGAGAGUGUGUGUGUGGAGUGUGGCUGUAACCAGAUGGGUUCCCUACAUGACCGCUGUAAUACCACUGGAUUCUGCCAAUGUAAAGAAGGCACAAUGGGCCCCAAGUGUGAUGAAUGCUUGCCUGGUUACCACUGGAAGCAGGGCUGCCAACCAAACGUGUGCGAUGAGGAGCUGCUAAUGUGCCAGAACGGUGGCACAUGCCACCAGAACCAGCGCUGCAUCUGCCCAGAUGAAUUUAAAGGUGUCCUAUGCCAACACUCACGCUGCGAAGACGGGAAGAAGUGCAACCACGGGGACCACAAUGGUUCCUCUGUGCCUGCUCUCAGCCUGGCACUGCUGGUGCUGUGCCCGCUCCUCACCCUCCUGCUGGGUUCUGCAGUCCUGCGUCCUGAAACAGUGCCCGUCUUUCUCCCACCGUCACACACAUCAACAUACACCUGUGAUGGCGCACUGGCCAUUUCUCUGCUGUGCACCCUCAAGGAACCUAGGACUUCCUGGACACAAAAAUAGGGACAAUGAAUGAACUCACGAUGAGAGAUUUGUAAUUUUUUUUUUCUUUUUCACAAAAGAAAAAAAAAACAUAGCCCAAAAAAUUAUAUAUACAUGUAUCAAAUAUUUAUAUAUACACACUAUACAAGUAUCAAUAACAGAUAUCAAGGGUUUAGGCACUAAUCUGAAUCAUGAUUUAGGAAAAACAUUUAUGGCACUAUUUAUGGAUAGAACGAUUUCAGCACACUGAUCAGAAGAGCAAGAGAGGCGCUGCCUUUACAACAACCUGCUGUAUGUAAUGAACUCAUUGUUACACACUAAAAAUAUAUAAAAUGAUCAAUAAUAUAGUAUUUACAAGCUCAGAAAUAGUAACGGUUCAUGCACUCCUCUAAUUAGGAAAUGUCACCACAGCUAAACAAACACUGUAUUUAAGAUGCACAGAACCAACAAAAGAGGGUAAAAAGCAAUGAUGAUGAUGACACUAACAUAUCACGUUCAAAUAUUUUUGGUACAGAUUAUUUUUGUUUGCAUUUACACCUAUACAGUACAUAAAGAGGAGAAUUUAUCACACCUGAGCUAGCCUGUAGUCGAGAUGAGCGUGCAUCACAGUGUAAACGUCACAUGCUGAUAUAUAACUGACGUUUAUUCUGUAUAAUACAAAAGCAGGUUCAUGAGCACAGCUUAUAAUUAUGUCUACUAAAAAACAUUCAUGAAAAAUUUUAAUAAAACAUAAUGACCGGUCACAGAUAUAGGAAUGCUAGAUGCAGCAUUUGCUAAUAUAUUUCUGUUGCUAAUAACCAGAGAUGCUAACUAUCAGAAAUGCUGGUGUACCCUGAUAUGAUUAGCUGGAACUUCUGCUUUAUUUUGGUUCUAUUUUUUUAUUUUCGAAAAAAAAAAAAAAAAACAUAGGAGGUGCUCUUUUACCUCAUUUCUAAGAGGGAGUGCUGUUGUGCUGAAUAUCAGCAUGGCAGUAAUGUUGUCAUAGACACAAGGGUGCAGGCCGAGUGAUUAAGAUAUAAAAGCGCCUCCAACACAUACUUGUAUAACUUAGUUUAUAUUUUGGUCUUGGUUUUCAAUUUUCAGGAAAAAAAGGUGUUUUAGAGGUUAUACGUAUGGAGGGUGAUGUAAAUGAAAAUCUAAAUAUACCAGGACUACCAAUAAUUUAAUUGAGUCUAACUGCUGGAAACUGAAGUAAAUUGGCUAAGUUGCCCUUUUGGGAUAUUUAGUUCAUGGUGCAUGUAGGAGGCGUUCUUUCACCUCAUUUCACCAUUUUCAAGAGGGAGUGCUGUUGUGCUGAAUAUCAGCACGUAUGUGACGUUGUCAUAGGCACAAGAUUGCAGGAUGAGUUCUGAAGAUAUCACAGCUUCACCAAAACAUAUCCUUCUACGAUAGGUGGAACUAAUGUUGAGUUGACGACCCUCAGAGAGAUUGAAUGUGGGUUUUGGCAGGCAGCUGCUUUCUCCUCUUUCCAGUACUGCAGACCUACUUUCUGAGCCUACUUUCCCCCAUGGUGACCAACUGUUAGCGUAAUCACUGAUUGUUAGAACACCUGUGACACGGAGGGAUACAAAGUGUUAAACACCCGGUACUGUUAUGCUGUUUAUCAGCACUCACGGAAUGUCUCUCGUCCAAUCGGAUUACUCUUUAUACGCGGAUACUAACCACUGUAUAAUGUAAAUUAUACAACAGUUAGUUCUUGUAAUCGGUAAUUUGUCAAUCACCCACUCCGCUAGUCACAGUUAGUUAGUUUCACAAGGUAUGGAAAUAUAUGUGUUGGUGGAGCAAAAAAACUGGUUAAAUGCACAAAUCAUAAUCUGUUGAUAAUAAAUGGUGUUUGUGGAACUGUUGUAUAAAAACAAUAUCACACUCGAGGUCGUGUGGUUGUGCUGGAUAUCGGCAUGGCUAUGAUGCCUUCGGCACUAGAGACGCGCCUGAUAUUCAGUAUAACAGCACUCCUUCUGGUGUGAUUAUUUAAUAAUUGAUUAUUAUAAGAAUAUAUAUAUAGAACAUCAAAUUCUAAACUUACGCUACAUUACUGAAUAUUCAGAAUAUUAGCUAAGAACUGAAGUCCACUUAAAGAGAAGCUAAACAGUAUUAAACAAUAAUAAACAGUAGACCUCCCACACCAGUCAGCCUUAACCCUUAAAUAAUGCCCUUUUAGAAAAUAACGGGACAUUUAUGUUCCUGAUUUCUACAAAGAAAAGUAAUUAAUUGUUCUCUGGUUUUGAGAUAUUAGUGAUAUACUCAAAUGCUGUGUGUGGUGAAAGUUUGCAAAAAAAAAUUGAUUUCAUUCAAAGGGCAAAAUCUGCAAACCCAUCCAGUGCUGAUAAUGUGUCUGUUUCAGCACAAUCCAGCAUCUAGUUUUCCUAUAUCUAUAAACAGACCAGACAUGAUUAGGAAAGCCCGUACACAUUAAAUACAAUAAUCGUGAGGACAUUUUUUAUACUGUAAAUGGCAAUAUAACUCAUAUAACUUAAAGAGACACUUGCACUAUUCUGAGAUGCUAUGAGAUGUACCGGAUUAGGAAAUGACCUUGUGAUUAGGUUGACAGGUUGAAAUAAAAAAAAAGAUUAUAUUCUACAUAACAGAAAAGAAGGUUUGUGGGGGGAAAAUACAAUUAUAUCUAUCAGAAAUAGGAAGAGAUGUAUUUAACUGUUCAUGGUUUGAAACAAUGGACAUUAUUAACUACAGAAAUGCAAUAAUUGUUAAAAGAUGAAUUUAACUGUUUCAGAUAGACUUUCAUUAUGAGAGAUUUUGACACUGUUGUAAACUUUACAGUAAAUAUGACUGUUAUUUGGACAAAA
Clarias gariepinus (North African catfish) is the source of this 5147-nucleotide messenger RNA. RefSeq names its product netrin g2b (gene ntng2b). The transcript has 8 exons. The coding region runs from base 541 to 2364 and encodes 607 amino acids. The record is from RefSeq and is a predicted model, not a curated record. NCBI's taxonomy places the organism in Eukaryota, Metazoa, Chordata, Actinopteri, Siluriformes, Clariidae.